CUCCAAGCGAAAAAAAUCCUAGAUUGCAUUUAUUCAUCCUAUUAGUAAUCUAAAUAUUUUGAUUUUCAGAAGAUCAUGGUCCUCAAUAUAUCUUACUGCCCACCUAAUGUAUCCAUUUGGGAUGUGUGGGUCAACCAUGGAACGUCGCAAUGCUUCAUGGAUAGCCUUACAUCUUCAGUUAUAGCAGGAUUCAUUCUCAUAGCUGGUUCCAUCCAGCUAUAUAUUUAUCGCAAAUAUGGAACUGAAGCGGCACCUAAUCAUCUGUCGAGAUCAAAGUUGUAUUAUGUGCAAAUAUGUUUGACGAUAUUUUUGCCUAUAUUAGAAAUAGUCAGAUUCACCUUGCAAGGAACAAUUUAUGAAGAUAAAAAUAUUUAUGGAUACAUGAUAGUUUCUUUAGUCCUAACGACGUUUGCCUAUCCAUUCUCAUUAUGGAUAAUAAAAGUAGAGAGGCAUUACCUUUUACCAUCAGUUCCUACGAAGGGUCAUGGGAUUGUCUUACUGAUAUUUUGGACAUUGACAUUCAUCUCCGAGAAUCUAGCCUUCUUGAAUCUAGGGCAGAAGAGUUGGUGGUUCGAAUUGAAAAAUUUGACUGACCAAAUGGAAAUGGCAUUGUUUGUGUUGAGAUAUGUGACAUGCCUUUUGAUAUUUUUAUUGGGUCUGAAAGCUCCAGGGAUCAUGCAAAAUAUUGAUUAUUUUAGUCUAAAUGAUCCACAAAGGAACUUUCCAUCUCAGGAAGCAAGUGACAAUCAGUCGACAUGGAAAAACUUCUGGAAGAAAGUAAAAAUCUUGUCUCCGUUUAUUUGGCCAAAGAAAGAUGUUUCUUUACAGUUCCGAGUUAUAUUUUGUUUCCUCCUAUUGGCAGGAGGAAGAGUGGUAAAUUUGUAUGUUCCUAUUUAUCAAAAACUCAUAGUUGACUCUAUGAGCGGCGAAGAGAGCAAAAUGGUAUUCCGAUGGGAUUGGGUGUUGACAUAUGUGGGUUUCAAAUUUUUGCAAGGUGGGGGAACCGGAGGAAUGGGAUUGCUGAAUAAUCUCAGAUCUUUUUUGUGGAUCAGAAUACAACAGUACACUACCAGAGAAGUAGAGGUCGAAUUGUUCAGGCAUUUACAUAGUUUGUCGUUGAGAUGGCAUCUCGGAAGGAAAACUGGUGAAGUUCUAAGAGUUAUGGAUAGAGGGACCGACAGUAUAAAUAAUUUAUUGAGUUACAUAAUCUUCUCAAUUUUCCCCACUAUAACUGAUAUUUUGAUAGCUGUGGUAUACUUCAUUGCUGCUUUUAAUAUUUGGUUUGGUGGUAUAGUAUUCAUUACCAUGAUAUUAUACAUAGUAUUAACUAUAAUGGUAACUGAAUGGCGAACGAAGUUCCAAAGACGUAUGAAUCUUGCUGAUAAUGCUACAAAAGCCAGAAGUGUAGAUUCUCUUCUGAAUUUUGAAACAGUUAAAUAUUAUGGAGCUGAGCAAUAUGAGGUAGAUGCCUUUAGGGAAGCCAUUCUCAAAUUUCAGGAGGAAGAAUUCAAAUCAUCAAUAACGUUGAAUAUUUUGAACACAGUUCAAAAUAUCAUAAUUUGUGGAGGGCUAUUGGCCGGAAGCUUAUUAUGUGUGCAUCUUGUAGUCGACAAGCAUGAACUUCAAGCUGGUGACUAUGUUCUAUUUGCCACUUACAUCAUUCAGUUAUACGUACCUUUGAAUUGGUUCGGAACAUACUAUAGAGCGAUCCAGAAAAACUUUGUGGACAUGGAAAAUAUGUUCGAUCUCUUGAGGGAGGAACAAGAAAUCAUUGACGCUCCUGGUGCUGGGCCAUUGGCGGUCAAAAGGGGUGCAGUCGAGUUCAAUAACGUAACUUUCGGUUACUUACCGGAGAGGCUGAUACUGAAAAACGUCACGUUUUCAGUACCUUCAGGAAAGACUGUCGCUUUGGUAGGUCCUUCCGGUAGUGGUAAAAGUACUAUAAUCAGACUUUUGUUCAGGUUUUACGAUGUUGAAACUGGAUCAAUUGUGAUUGAUGGACAAAACAUUAAAACAAUUACUCAAGAAUCAUUGAGGAGAUCUAUUGGAGUAGUGCCACAAGAUACAGUAUUGUUCAAUAACACGAUCAAAUACAAUAUAAAAUAUGGCCGUUUGACGGCCGACGAUUCGGAAGUGAUAGACGCAGCCGGAGGGGCCGAUAUACACGCGAAAAUCCUUACUUUUCCGGAGGGAUACGACACCCAAGUCGGCGAACGAGGUUUGCGUUUGAGCGGCGGUGAGAAACAAAGGGUGGCGAUAGCCAGAACCCUCCUGAAGGCACCCAAUAUUAUAUUGCUGGACGAGGCCACCAGUGCUCUGGAUACUCAGACUGAAAGGAAUAUACAAGAAUCUCUAGAGAGAAUGUGUACCAACAGGACCACAAUUAUUGUCGCUCAUAGAUUAUCAACAAUCAUCCAUGCUGAUGAGAUUUUAGUUAUUAAAGAUGGAGAAAUCGUAGAGAGGGGGAGGCAUGAACAUCUCAUUGGACACGAAGGUGUUUACGCGAAUAUGUGGAGGCAACAAUUAGAAAGUAAAGAUGCACCUUCCUCGGCAGAAAACAGCUUGGAAAAAAGUUCCACCUAG
Molecule: messenger RNA, 2583 nt
Organism: Phaedon cochleariae (mustard beetle)
Lineage: Eukaryota; Metazoa; Arthropoda; Insecta; Coleoptera; Chrysomelidae
Source: the annotation of a GenBank genome assembly